Messenger RNA from Sclerotinia trifoliorum, 1281 nucleotides. The record is from the annotation of a GenBank genome assembly. Lineage: Eukaryota; Fungi; Ascomycota; Leotiomycetes; Helotiales; Sclerotiniaceae.
UUGCGUUUGGAUCUUGAAGCUUCUCGGUAUUGAUGCAAUGUUUGAUAUGGUUGAUCGAAUAAAAUGCGGUUAUGACAGGUAGUCUAUAUAUGCUCGAAGUCUGCGCGAUGACAUUAUUGCAAACACUCCAAAUAUCUCCAGCAGAUUACUUCUUUUAUCGCCUUUUAGACUAUCCUUUAUUGCCUUUAUUUUUGCCGUCUGUGGUAGAACUAUUUUUCUUCUGCAACUUUAAUCCUCACGUGGAUUUAUGAUGGCGUCCCGAAUCGAUCUAGUCAAGGAAGAACUUGGCGCAGGCUGCAUUGUAAAUCUACACAGAGAUGGCGUCAGAAAUGUGUGUGUAGGUAUUUGUUCGAAAGAUUGUUGCCUGAUGUUCUGUAAACAGUGUCUGGAUGGCUGUGUCGAUACUGCGAAAUACUGCAAAUUGGAUUCGGGUUCUUAUGGGCACCCAGUUUUGGUGUUAGGUGUAAGGGUUGAAGAAGAUAGUACCUAUGUCACUUUUGUCAUUGUGAGUAUGAGGGACGCAUAUUUGAUCGAUAUUGCAUGCACUAACUCAAGGAUAUAGAUUUCAGCGCUAGGAAACGACUUCCCAAACUUCAAGACAUUCUUACAAAAACGCGCUUGUCACCUUGGCGAUCCUGACCUACUGACCCCUUGCUCUUUUGGCCCCAAACAUCUCUGGAAAGAUGAAGAGAAGAGGUAUCAGCUAGAUUACGCGGUGGAACCUAGUGGGGUGAACUUCACAAAGCGUUGUUAUCUCUUACUUCCGCACAGAUAUACUCUCAAAAUCGAUUGUUUUGCUACAUUCCGCCCUAAGAAGCAUCAAGAUAAUCGUAUCACUGAACACGCUUACGCUUUGCGCUUCACCGAAACUUCUUACAAUAAGGUUAUGGAAAAAAUGGGGCUAGCAAAAGACAACUUUGUCUCGACCGAUGAUUUGAAAAACAGAAAAGGGGGUGCUACAGGAACAAGAGCCGAACUCUCUGAACCCACGUCGACUCCUGGCUCUAAAUCAUUACCUUUGUUUGAUUACGACAAGCGCCUUCGUACACCAACACAUUCCGCACUAGCUAAAAGGCGUUAGCUUGCUAAUGUUACAGAAUAGCCUAGCAUCUACUCCUGGUUCUAAAUCUACUGUCAGUAUCAUACCCGCACUUAGAUUCUGAUACGGCCUACUUCAGAUCUAGGAGCCACUGAUGCUCUGAUAAAGUCUGUCAUGGCGGAAAUGAUUCAUCAUGCAACCGAGUAUUUGAGCUCAGCGGUCGGUCCUCUCAAUGACGCAUC